UACUUAUGUGCUCUGUCAGCCGUCUCCGCCAUUAAUAAGCGACACUACUGCAGUCUCUUCAUAAAAACUUCGUUUUCAGCAAAUUUUCUUCGAGAUUUGAUAUACUGGUAGAAGUCUAUUAGGUUCUUCAGUGUGCUGCGAUUCCCAAAAAUGACCAAUCCAGGAUACGUCAGUGCGGUCCGCCAAAAUUACCAUGCCGAAAGCGAAGCCGCCGUCAAUAGGCAGAUCAAUAUGGAACUGUACGCUUCGUAUACUUAUCUUUCUAUGGCCGAGUAUUUCGAUCGGGAUGACGUGGCCCUGAAGGGAUUCGCAAAGUUCUUCCAGAAGCACAGCCAUGAAGAACGGGAGCACGCUCAGAAACUGAUGAAGUACCAGAAUAUGCGUGGUGGUAGAAUCGUGCUGGCUGACAUCAAGAAGCCUGAGCGCGAUGAAUGGGGAAACGGUUUGGAUGCUAUGUCUGCAGCAUUGCAACUGGAGAAGAGCGUGAAUACGGCUUUGCUGGAACUGCACAGCAUUGCUAAUAAACACGGUGAUCCACAGAUGUGUGACUUCAUUGAAACCGAGUAUCUUGAGGAGCAAGUGAAGGCAAUCAAGGAGAUCUCGGAGCACAUUACAAAUCUGAAACGAGUUGGACCUGGCUUGGGCGAAUAUCAGUUUGACCAGGAAACUCUGGAUGGUGGAUCUGCAUAAAUGUUAUCCACUAAUUUGGUAUUUCGCUCAGCGUAUUCUUUACGUGUACACUGUUUUCCCGAUACGCACCUUUCUCGUGCCAUGAUUUCUAGUUUUUGAAUGUGUGGUACAGAUAUGUUCGUGUUUAUGUGAGGAAUAUGGUCAUAUCAUAUGACCUUCAUUAUUAUGAUCAUUUUCGCGGUCUGUUAUUUUCGUAGUCCACAAUGGGUCUGUAUCAUGGAAUUAUUAUAAGUCAAUGAUAUCGAAAAUUGCAGUAGUUGUUGUGACGUUAAAAAUUGGUACACUGGAA
Messenger RNA from Paramacrobiotus metropolitanus, 979 nucleotides. RefSeq names its product soma ferritin-like. The coding region runs from base 151 to 690 and encodes 179 amino acids. Gene Ontology annotation, molecular function: ferrous iron binding; ferric iron binding. The record is from RefSeq and is a predicted model, not a curated record. Gene Ontology annotation, cellular component: cytoplasm. Lineage: Eukaryota; Metazoa; Tardigrada; Eutardigrada; Parachela; Macrobiotidae. Gene Ontology annotation, biological process: iron ion transport; intracellular iron ion homeostasis. The transcript has 5 exons.